This is a messenger RNA of Bathycoccus prasinos, 723 nucleotides long. RefSeq lists its product with no specific name. Bases 1 to 723 code for a protein of 240 amino acids. Gene Ontology annotation, molecular function: protein binding. The transcript has a single exon. NCBI's taxonomy places the organism in Eukaryota, Viridiplantae, Chlorophyta, Mamiellophyceae, Mamiellales, Bathycoccaceae. The record is from RefSeq and is a predicted model, not a curated record.
AUGUCUGCGACGAUGAGUACAUUGAAUUCAGUGGCGGUGUGGGGGCGGCGAAACGAGUCCAACAGUUUCACUUCGUCCUCUUCAUCGUCGUCGAGAAGAGGCGCUCGCAUUCAAAGAAGCAGUCAAAGAAGCAGAAGACAAAACGCGGGUAAAUGCUCUUCGUCUUCAUCUUCUCCCUCUGGACAGACGACGAGUUCUAAUCAGCAGAUCUUAAGAGACGUGACGAAGAAACUCCGCGAUUGCGUCAAGAGGAAAGCGCCGUCAUCCGCCGUCGAUUUGCUCGUGUCUUUAGGGAGAGACCAUGGGAUCGAACCGGACGCGCGCGCGGCGUCCACGUGCAUCGCGGCGUGCAUCGCCGGUCGGGAUUUAGACAUGGCGGAAAAAGUGUUCGAACAAGUGUUUGAAGGCGGCGUGUGCGAACCGGAUGAAAUCGCCGUCGUCGAACUCGUGAAAGGGUAUUUGACCAUUGGGAGAGAGAAUGUGCCCUUGUGGCAGAAAGCGACGAGUUUAUGCGCCAAGAUGACGAACGAGUACGGGAUCACAAGAACUGCGGUGACGUACAACGUUUUAUUGCAAUGCUGCGCGAAUACGAACGAUUUUGAGAGAGCGGAGGAAAUUAUCGAUACCAUGUACGAUGAAGAAGUCGCGCCGAGUCCGGAGACGUUUAAAGCCGUGGAGAAAAGGAGGAGCAUUCGCUCGUACGCGAAGAAGGUGUUGAUGUAA